AUGCCAAACAUUUUAAGAAAAAGUGUACCACUCAAAAAUAUUACUAAUGUUAAAAAAGAUAUUUUAAAACCAUGUAAAAAUUUAUCAAAUGAUGAAGAAAUAAUCUAUAAAUCACAAGUAGCGCAUGACAAAGUUGAAAUAUGCAUGGUUUAUAAAUACAAUAUCGAUAUAUUUAACUUUUUAAAAGAAAUAGAUUGCAGUUAUAGAUUUUUUAAUGAAGAAAUAUCUUUUAAAGACAGGAGUAAUAUGGUAGAUUGGAUUAUAUAUGUACAUAGUAGACUUAAUUUGUCACAAGAGACACUUUUUCUUGCUGUACAUAUUAUUGAUAAAUUUUUAAUUAAAAAAACAAUACCUCACAAUAAAUUAUUUUUAGUAGGUGUUUCUGCUCUAAUGAUAGCGUGUAAAUUUGAAGAGGUUGUAUGUCCAACACUCAACAAUCUAGUAGUUCUUAGUGGAUACAAAGUAACAGAAGAUGAUAUUAAAAAGGCAGAAAAAUACAUGUUACACAUUUUAGAGUAUAAUAUAUUGUUUAGUAAUCCGCUAAAUUUUCUUAGAAGAUGUAGUAAAGCUAAUAAUUACGAAAAGAAAAGUCGAACAGUUGCCAAAUAUAUAUUGGAAUUAAGUUUAUUGUAUGAGAACUUAUUAGAGUUUACUGGGUCAGUGAAGGCAGCCGCGUCUAUGUAUUUAGCACGGAAGAUAACGCAACAAGACACGUGUAAAAAUCUUUUUACGUUGUAUUCAGGACAUUCCAAAGAAGAACUACGAGAAUGUUUUAAUAAUUUAAUACAGAUAAUAGCGCAGCCAAUUGAGUUUGAAAACAUCAAAAAGAAAUAUGAUACACAAAAGUAUAAUUUUAUAGCUACAUUUGUCAGUGAUUAUGCAAAAAAGACAUUUUAUUAA
This is a messenger RNA of Vairimorpha ceranae, 900 nucleotides long. Its product is annotated as g2 mitotic specific cyclin 2. NCBI's taxonomy places the organism in Eukaryota, Fungi, Microsporidia, Nosematidae. Gene Ontology annotation, molecular function: cyclin-dependent protein serine/threonine kinase regulator activity. The record is from RefSeq and is a predicted model, not a curated record. Gene Ontology annotation, biological process: mitotic cell cycle phase transition; regulation of cyclin-dependent protein serine/threonine kinase activity. Gene Ontology annotation, cellular component: cyclin-dependent protein kinase holoenzyme complex; nucleus; cytoplasm. The transcript has a single exon. Bases 1 to 900 code for a protein of 299 amino acids.